UCAGAAGUAGGCCAAAUGUCAUUGUUUAGGUGUGGUAAACAGAUAAUGAGCUGUCAUUUGAAGUUUGCCUAAAUUUUCCAAUAAAAUAAAAUAAAAAAGCCCAUUGGGCCGUUGAAGAAAUGGAUAGUCAAGGAAGAAAAGUAAUUGUGUGCGAUAACGGCACUGGGUUUGUAAAAUGCGGAUAUGCCGGCAGCAAUUUUCCUGCUCAUAUAUUUCCAUCCAUGGUUGGAAGACCUAUCAUCAGGGCUGUGAAUAAAAUAGGGGACAUUGAAGUAAAGGGCCUACACGUAAACGAUUUGAUGGUUGGGGAUGAAGCAUCAGCAUUGAGGUCCCUUCUAGAAGUGAAUUAUCCUAUGGAAAAUGGGAUUGUUAAAAAUUGGGAAGAUAUGUGCCAUGUGUGGGAUUAUACUUUUGGUCCAAAGAAAAUGAAUCUAGAUCCACACGAAACAAAAAUUUUGCUCACUGAACCUCCCAUGAAUCCACUGAAAAAUAGGGAGAGAAUGAUUGAGGUUAUGUUUGAAAAAUAUGGAUUUGCUGGGGCUUAUGUAGCAAUUCAAGCUGUGUUGACAUUAUAUGCUCAGGGAUUAUUGUCCGGUGUGGUCAUCGAUUCAGGUGAUGGUGUAACGCACAUUUGUCCUGUUUAUGAAGAAUAUGCACUCCCCCAUUUGACUAGGAGGUUAGACAUAGCUGGUAGAGAUAUAACUCGUUAUCUUAUUAAAUUGUUACUAUUGAGAGGAUAUGCAUUCAACCACUCAGCUGAUUUUGAAACGGUACGAAUGAUGAAAGAAAAGUUAUGUUAUAUCAGUUAUGACAUAGAAACUGAACAAAGAUUAGCAUUAGAAACAACAGUAUUGGUAGAACCCUACACAUUGCCAGACGGAAGAGUUAUAAAAGUUGGUGGAGAAAGAUUCGAAGCACCUGAGGCUCUAUUCCAACCUCAUUUAAUAAAUGUUGAAGGACAAGGAAUCGCUGAAAUGGUUUUCAACACUAUACAGGCUGCCGAUAUUGAUAUGCGACCAGAACUUUAUAAACACAUAGUGUUAUCUGGAGGUUCCACAAUGUAUCCUGGACUGCCAUCACGCUUGGAAAGAGAAAUAAAACAAUUAUAUUUGGAAAGGGUGUUGAAAAACGACACUUCAAAAUUGAAUAAAUUCAAAAUUCGUAUCGAGGAUCCACCUAGAAGGAAAGACAUGGUUUUCAUUGGAGGUGCUGUAUUAGCUGAUGUUGUCAAAGAUAGAGAUGAAUUUUGGAUGUCUAAAGAAGAAUAUGAAGAACAAGGAUUGAAAGUACUGAAGAAAUUGAGUACGAGAGCCGCAUGAAAUUGAUUAUUGUAAUUUUUUUUAUUUUUUCACCAUUCAAUUGCUUGUAUACUGUAUUAUAAACUUCAAAGUAUCUUAUAUAACGAUUUAUCGAAAUACAGAAAAUAAACAAUAAUUUUAAAAUCAGUCGAAA
Coccinella septempunctata (seven-spotted ladybird) is the source of this 1452-nucleotide messenger RNA. It is a transcript of the gene Arp2, whose product is annotated as actin-related protein 2. Gene Ontology annotation, cellular component: Arp2/3 protein complex; actin cortical patch. Gene Ontology annotation, biological process: Arp2/3 complex-mediated actin nucleation. The transcript has 8 exons. Gene Ontology annotation, molecular function: actin filament binding. Lineage: Eukaryota; Metazoa; Arthropoda; Insecta; Coleoptera; Coccinellidae. Bases 120 to 1319 code for a protein of 399 amino acids. The record is from RefSeq and is a predicted model, not a curated record.